Molecule: messenger RNA, 654 nt
Organism: Mercenaria mercenaria
Lineage: Eukaryota; Metazoa; Mollusca; Bivalvia; Venerida; Veneridae
Product: ficolin-2-like
Exons: 1
Coding region: 93-620 (175 amino acids)
Source: RefSeq, a predicted model, not a curated record
GCAAUGAAGUCCUAGACCUCGGAUACACGAGAACUGGCGUUUAUACUAUUUACCCCAAACCUGGUGUUAAAGGCUUUCAAGUUAGAUGUGACAUGGAUACAACGACCGGUGGAUGGACCGUCAUACAACGCAGAGUGUCGGCGAGUAAUUUCUUCAGAACUUGGGAUGAAUACAAAUCUGGAUUUGGGGAUUUAAACGAAAACUACUGGCUCGGAAACCAAGCAAUACACAUGAUUUCUUCUCAAGGUAAAUACAAGUUACGUGUGGACUUGACCAGUAACGAUAAUGAGAAGGCAUAUGCAGAAUAUGAGUCGUUUAUGCUCGGAGAUGCACAGUCCAAUUAUAGGCUAUCAUUUGAUAGUUACACUGGGAAUGCUGGAGACAGUUUAAAAAGGCACAAUAACAAAAUGUUUUCAACAAAAGAUAGGGAUAAUGAUGAAGACAGAAGUACAAACUGUGCUCAGAUCUACAUCGGCGCUUGGUGGUAUACAAAUUGUCAUGACGCUAAUCUGAAUGGGGAAUACGGCAAUACAGCAUACGGAAAAGGUCCUGUCUGGGAACAUUGGAAAGGUCUCUAUGCUCCUCUUAAGGCAACAGAAAUGAAAAUAAGGCUGAUGUAACUGUAUGCUAUUUACGAUUAAAAUGAACGAUUUU